Rhagoletis zephyria (snowberry fruit fly) is the source of this 1140-nucleotide messenger RNA. RefSeq lists its product as uncharacterized. The record is from RefSeq and is a predicted model, not a curated record. NCBI's taxonomy places the organism in Eukaryota, Metazoa, Arthropoda, Insecta, Diptera, Tephritidae. Gene Ontology annotation, cellular component: membrane.
UUCAUUCAUUGAAAAUGCUUGGUGGUGUUUUCCCUUCGAGGCAAUGGAAGCUCUCUCCUGCCAUUUGAUGUGGGUAGCUGCUGCUACCUAUUGCUCCAUUUUGGCCCCGAAGAGUCUGUUGGCUACAUUGAUUGGCGUGCUGGGCAUGGCACAUUUCAGUUUGGGUCGCGGUAGCGGCUCCUUUACCGGUGGUCUACUCAUCGGUCAAUUCGGUACACGUGAUGCCUUCCGUUAUAUGGGUCUGCUAGCCGUUGUGGGUGGCAUUGCCUAUGGUCUACUACAUUUGGCUUGGUUGCGUAAAUUCGAUCACAAUCUCGAUGAUUGCGAAGAGGAAGCAGAGGCGGUCGAGAAUGGUGAAACCGAGAAGCUAACCGAACCGGCAACAAAAGAGCAAGGCACAUCAAUGUCAUUGGAGCGUCUCAGCCUGAUGAUUAAGUACAAUCAAAUUGGCAGCUUGACAUCAUUGCCGCGUGGAUCGAGGGCGGAUAUACAUGACCAUUUGUCACAUCGCCGCAGCAGCUAUAAUGUUGAGUCGACACGCGUACCACGCCAUCACGGCAGUCACAUUGGCAGCGCUUCGAAAGUUGACAUUUUACGUUCAACGCUGGAUAUAAAUCACAAAUCCUCAAAUAAUUCUGUGUUGAGCAAAGCCGAUAACAAAACAUCAAAUCAAUCAUUAGGACGAAAUCGUGCCGACAGUGCGCCCAAAUUGAAUCACAGCAACAUGAAGAAUAUAUCACAGCCCACGCUGGAGGGUGUUGUGCUAGAGGGUGUUGAAUCGACUUUUUUCCCCAGUCGCAUGAAAAAGUAUCCGAGUGGUUUGUUAACUUCAAUACCAGCGAUGGAUUUAUCCGUUAUACCCAACACAAUACUGAUGGAUCAAGAUACUACCAAAGUGAUACCCGAAGAAACCGAUCUGAGUAAUUCAAAGAUCACUGUCUCCAGUCAAGACGAAGUUAAACAACAACACCACGCUAAUGGCAAGCGAUCGAGUAUAUCAGAGGAUCGUAUGGAUAAGGAUGAUGCUACAUGAUUUGCAGUUAAAAAGCAUUGAAUGCCACAUACAUAUGUACAUACAUAGUUAAAUUUAUAUACAUACAUAUAUGUGUAUGUAUGUAUAUGUGUAUGAAAAGAGUGAUA